AUGAACCCUGUUGCCCAGCAGCAUGCAGAAGUAGCUCUUGAGACCCAUGACAGCGUCAGAAAGAAAGACCAAGUGCUGAAGGAGUUCAAGAUCUAUAGAUGGAGCCCUGACCAUCCCAACAACAAGCCCUACCUUCACUCAUACUUUGUGGACCUCUCCAACUGCGGUCCUAUGGUUUUGGAUGCAUUGCAGAAGAUAAAAGCAGAGGAUGAUUCAAGCUUUAGUUAUAGGAGGUCUUGCAGGGAAGGGAUAUGUGGGUCAUGCUCCAUGAACAUUGAUGGGACAAAUACUGUGGCCUGCCUCAGGCCCAUAGAUGCAGACACUUCCAAACCCACUACUAUAACCCCUCUGCCUCACAUGUUUGUGAUCAAAGAUCUGGUUGUUGACCUCACCAAUUUCUACCAGCAGCUAGUUAUGCAAAUUCAUCGAAAAGUGCUAAUGGAAAGAUAG
Messenger RNA from Prunus avium (sweet cherry), 450 nucleotides. The record is from RefSeq and is a predicted model, not a curated record. Lineage: Eukaryota; Viridiplantae; Streptophyta; Magnoliopsida; Rosales; Rosaceae.